UUUAGACGGUUAUACAUACAGGCAAAUUAAAGUGAUUAUAUGCAUUUUUAGUAAACAUAUGAAUUUCUCCUGACAAAUUGUGAAAAUGAUUAUGAUGACUUUGGUUAUGUUUGGAUUGCUAAAAUUGAGUGCUAAAGUUUAGCACCUAUUAGCACUUAUAUCAUUGCUAAAGUUUUUAUGUCUUGGCUAAGAUUAAGCCCAUCAAAUUAGCAUUUUUAUUUGGAUGAACUAAUGCUAAAGUUUAGCACUUUUGGACAAUAGCACUUUGAUCCAAACACCCUUUAUUCAUGACGGGCUGGAAACAUGGAGGCCCGUCAUUUCUGACCCUUGCUGGUGACGGACUUUUGAGGUCCUAAAAGAAAGUAUUAUGAGGUGAUGUAAGUGGGCUAAAUGGAGUAUCAUAUUAUAUUUGUGCUGAGUUGGAGGGGAGAAAUGGUGAGGGAGAAGAGAAGCGAACUGCAAGUUUACAACCUGCUUCCAGCCUGCUGCAACACAAACUCCAAUAGUGGUGAGAGAAUGAGAGAAGUAAGAUAAAUUAUUAAUGUUUCAAUCCAGCUAUACAACUAACUAUUAUAUGGGAUGGCUAUUAGAUACAUACCAAAAAUCCAGUUGUUUCUUGUCGUAUGCUGUUUUUUCUCAGAGGAAAAAGAAGAAAGAAUAUGUGCUAUUUGUACAAUGUACUGCAGUUCUAUUCUCUUUUGCGUUUGACUAAGUGAUUAAGUGUACCUGCAGUGAUGACAACAGCUCGACUGAAACUGAAUAAGGACCUAACCAAACAACAGGACCUCUCUGGAAGUACGCCGACACACUUCGCUGCAUCAGCACAUGAUCCUUCCCUUGAAUUUUUCCUAUAUGUCUUUAUGGAGAGGACCCUCGAGUUUUACUCAUUGGGCAUCUAUUUCGCACGGAAAAAUUGGCUUAUCAAACUCUACAGGUGCUUGAACCUUCCUCUUUACCAACUGGUCGGUGCUGAUCCUUCUUCAGCGUUUCAGCCUGACAACGAUGGGUUGUUCCCGGUGCACGUCGCUGCCUCGGCAGGCAACCUGGUUGCUGUCAUCAUCCUUCUUAUCAUGUGCCCUGGCUGCGCUGGAUUGCGUGAUUCUCAGGGCAGGACCUUUCUUCAUACUGCUGUCGAGAAGGGGAGCCUUAAUAUUGUGAAAUUUGUGCGCAUGAGACCACAGUUUAACUCGAUCCUGAAUAUACAGGACAACCAAGGGAACACUGCUCUGCAUCUAGCUAUCCUUGAAGGACAUUUGUCCAUAUUCCAGACUCUCAUCAUCAACCCACAUGUUCGCCUGAACUUGCCAAAUCAUGAAGGAAAAACCCCCAUGGAUCUUGCCGAGAGCAAAGCUCCACCAGGUUUUUAUUUUGGGAUGCAUGCACGGCGUAGGAUACUUGGUACGCUGACUUUUGUAAAUGCUCAGAAUGGCAACUGUCGCCGUGAUCAUUUCAAAGAAAAGCUCGUUCCGAAGCUAAACAAGGAUGAAGAGUCAAAAAAGAUAACGGAGUUUGCGCAGAUUGUGGGCAUCUGCUCGGUGCUUGUCGCGACGGCAACAUUCGCCGCAGUCUUCACAAUGCCCGGCGGUCUCUGGUCUGAGGACAACGAGGGUGACCCCAGGGCGCCCGCCGCUGCGCCGAGCCCAGUUGGCCCCAUUGGGACGCCUAUCAUGGCCGGGAAAUAUGCUUUCAACGGGUUUGUCCUCGCCAACACAUUAGCAUUCAGCUGCUCGGCUAUAGCCACCUUCAGUCUCGUCUACUGCGGGAUGGCUGCGGUUGACCUAGAGAAACGCAUCAAGCUGGUUUCUAUCUCGCUAGCACUGCUGAACGGCGCCGCGAGAAGCUUCUGCGCUGCCUUCGCAUUUGCGCUCUAUCUACUCCUUUCUCCGGUGGCCCCGGCGACCGCCAUCGCCACGGCCACGAUGACGGCUCUUGUGUUGCUCGACGCGCUUCGCUUCCUGUGGCUACUGUUCGGUGACACAGUCAUCGUCCUCAAGAGAAGGGGAGGCGCGGUGCCACUGCUCAAGUUAACAACUGCAUUCAUUGUCAACAUGGUGUAUCUCUUCUGGCCUUACAUCAUAAUCUUCAGCCUGCUGGGAGGUCAUAAUAAGAGCCCGUUGCACCCAAAUUGACUCCUCUGCCAGCGUACAUGUGAUUCAGGACAGCUGUACGUGAUGGACCCGUGACACCGUGCCAAGACUCCUUGCCCGUAUUUAAUUUUUUCUUGAGAACAAUUCUUUGUGAGCCAUUUCAAGUCUAUAGUCUUAAUUUGUACGUGUCUGUGGGUCGUGGGUGUAAGCAGCUCCUAUACUCGCGCUCCAUUUGUUUGUUUCUAAAUGGACUAGAUAUAUGCCCGUGCU
Molecule: messenger RNA, 2357 nt
Organism: Panicum virgatum (switchgrass)
Lineage: Eukaryota; Viridiplantae; Streptophyta; Magnoliopsida; Poales; Poaceae
Product: protein ACCELERATED CELL DEATH 6-like
Exons: 2
Coding region: 735-2129 (464 amino acids)
Cellular component (GO): plasma membrane
Molecular function (GO): protein phosphatase regulator activity; protein phosphatase 1 binding
Source: RefSeq, a predicted model, not a curated record